CGGCGGGUCGUUGUGUGCGCGCGCGGUCAGCUGCGAGAUUUUUUUUUCUGUUGCGUUUGAAUUAUUCGCUUGCGGCUUUCGAGCUUAUCGGCUGAAGAUGUUUUGAGUUCGCACCUAAAUCAGCCCCCACUGUGGACUCUACGCCUACCCACCCACCCUCCCAUUCUUUACAUCAGCCGCAUGCGCUCCUCCUUCCUCCUCCAUCCUCCCGCCACCAAACACCACCACCACCAUCGCCUGCGCUCACCCACCCAACCCCACUUCAAAUGCCACCUCCCAACUUGCCCUACCCCCCACCCCACCCCUCUUCUCUCCUGCCGGGCUCAAACCUCCUGCUCCGGCGAGGGCAAUCGGCAAACGCAGCGUGAAGCUCCGCUGAGAGCCACCGCAGAGGGAUGGAUAGUCGCGCACGUAACGCGUUAAACGGCACACGUUAUUAGCGUUAAGACAACAGCAACAACAACAUAUACAUGUUUCUUUCAACCGAAUGAAUGUCGCCGAUUUAUCAUCGGCGGUGACUUUGGCAACGGGCAAGUUUCGAGAGAGAAUUAAGUUGACAAGUUCUCCGCGCACACGCGAAUCUCGAUUUCGGUUUUAAAUUGUUUUUUGUUGAGAGGCGCUUUCCUGAAGUUUGCGAAGCCUUUUUUUAUUUAAGAAACAACGGUGCAACUCCCUUCGAGUUCAUUUUCGUGUGAGCUGACAACAACAACAACAGCAACGCCUUGAGAGAGAAAGAGAGAGACCUUGGCAGGCGUUCCCACGAGGACCCCGGGAGAGAGCGAGAGCGAGUGGUGUGUGUGUGUGUGUGUGCUUGGGGUGGUGUGUUUUGGGGGAAAGAGAAGACAUGGAGCUGGCAAGCUGCGUGCAGCCGUCGCUCAAGGAAGAAGGAGACGCGCUCUCAAGUGCCCACAAAGCCCCGAGCCAGACCGUGGCACUCCACCCUCACGGUGUGGCUGAUAGACUCGGCAAUGCAAGCACUGGAGGCAGUGGCAACGGAGGAGGAGGAGGUGGGCAGCAGCGGUGUCAGUCGGCUCCGCUCGCGCUCACCACUCACGAAAGGUCUCCGCCGUCCCCUGGUGCUUCGGGCCCUAAGCGGAAGCGUGCCGCCACCCCCGAGGCCCAGGAGUUGCUGCUCCUGCUGCAGUCGAGCCGGACAGGCCCUCUCAACUUGAGCAAGGCGCCCCGCAGGGACGAGCGGCCCGAGGGCAGGAACGACGGUGGGCUGCUCUCCCCGGACGGGCGGCAGUCCGUCCCCCCAGCCACCUCGCUCCGUCGCCCCGGCGACGGCCACGGUGGCGGAGGAGGAGGAGGAGGCGGCGGCGGUGCCGACCUGGCGGCGACCCCCGGUUGCCAUGGCGAUGGACCGAGCGCGACCCCGUGUUGCCACGGAGCUGGCGCAUCAUGGCUGAUCGUCCCUGAAGACGAUGUUCACCUCCAUCAUCGCGGCGCGAUGGCGGUGCUACAGCAGCAGAUGCGCCCCUCCGUCAUUACGUGCGCACCGGCCCUCAAUCAGAAAAACCAUCACGGCAGCCGCCACGCAUUGAGGGGCCCCAACAAAUCACACAAGCGCGGAGACGUCCCGUCCGAGCCGUCGGAUGCGACGGCGGUGUCGGAUCCCGUCAUCGAGGAGCACUUUCGCCGCAGCCUCGGCAAGGAUUACCGCGAGGCUGACUCGGUGUCCAUCACCGGCUCUGUGGACGACCACUUCGCCAAGGCGCUCGGCGACGCGUGGUUCCAGCUCAAGACGACGACGGCAGCGGCGGCGGCAGCGGCGGCGGCGACAGGCUGCAGACGCGUGGCACCGACGCCGGCUUCCGUGUCGAAGGAAGCGGCAGGACCGGGGGGACCGCCGCUUGCUGCACCGUCGCCCUCCCCAGCUUCGACCGACGCCUCGGGAUCGGCGACUGCGUCCGGCUCGCAGUCGGACAGUGACGCCGAGGAGGGGACGCCGGUUGCCCCGCGAGUGGCCAAUCACGCGGCGCCCGCCGAGCGUGUGACGGCGUCGUCGCCGCCCGAAGUCUCAUAAACAUUGCGCAGAAGCAGUGGGGGAGUGUGGGGUUUACACACGAAAACUAGAAAUAAACAACUUUUUUUAUUUUUACUAGGUUAAGACCCACCGAGGCUACAUCGCUCUUUUUCAUAAGUGGCCUGGUGACAAAUGAUAGCUCAACGAAGUGAAAUUUACAGCAGCCAAAUAGUUUUAAACGCGUGACGUUGAUUCUGAAUGUGGAGGGAAAAAGCGGAGGACCCGGAGAAAAAUCCACGUGACCAUGGGGAGAACAUGCAAACUCCAAAUAUACAGCAGCAGGCAUCAAGGGUCGGGAUCGAACCCUCGACCUCUUGUAUACCAGGCGAGAGAGACAACAUCCCGCCGCUUUAUUCACACGGGCGGAAUUACACUGGUCCCCACUUACAAUAAUACUCAUCCGUAUCACUAAGAGAGAGAACACUGGCUGUUGAGCCCAGAGUUUUGGAAAAAUGUUUUAAUCUGGGGGGGGGAGGAUUUUUGUUGUUGGUGGGUGGCAGUUUUCUCUCGUGUUCUGUGAGGAGCGGCAAUCAAUUUGCAUGUUUGUUGUGGUUUGUGCGAUAGGAAUUGCACGGCCGGCCAAUGAAAACACGGUGCACUUGUGCCAAGAGGCUUCAUGCCUUGCAAAUGAGUCUGAACCAACAUUCUAAUCCCAAACUGUAUUUUCCCUCCUUCGUCACCUUUUUGGGGCAAAAUUGCCGGCUGCGUUUAUGACGAUGCUAAGUUAAGAGUAUUGGACCACAUUCCACUAUUUUUUCACGUGUGACUUUUCCUACCCUGUCAUUUAAACAAAAACUGAUUGGUUAAAAUACACUGUACAUAGAUUGUAACUGCAGCUGAAAGAGCUGUUUUUUAACUUAAAAUGUUUUUUACCUAUGUUUUAUUAUUUAAAUGAUACAUUUCAUCGUAUAUCUUUGUUUUUUUACCUUGAAAAAGCAGUUAGAAACUGCUUAUUUUGUUAGACAAUUUUCAAUUUUAGUUUUUUUACAAUUUUACGGUUCUUUGACCCAUUAAACGCGUGGUUUAUUUUUUUGUUGUAAUGCAAUCAUCUGGUACUUUUUUUUUCCAUCUUACCUGUCAUUCUUAGCAACUACGUGGAUUUUUUUUCACCACUGCUUUCCACAUGGAUAAGUAACACCAAAAUAAAAAUGAAAGAUGGCAAGUGUCAUAAAAACAACAACCUUUCAACAACCAGCUUUUUGAAAGUGCACCUUUUGAAUCGGAUAGGCCUACAAAUGUGAAUCCUUUAAAAGAAAAGAUAAAUCUACGUGAUGGCCCAAAGCCUUCGCCAUCUGCGGCACGAGCUGUCUUUUGAGAAUGGCAAAUUGUGCAUGCGUGCAUCACUGCAGCGUGUUCACGUGACAAAUCUUUAAUGGCAAAUGGUAACGCACACAUCACGAUAUUCCAUUUUUUUUGUAAAGUGCAAAAAAAAAAUCAACGCUUCAACCUUAGCAAGGUCUUCAAAUUUGCUACUUAGACCUUCACGGGGCCUUUAAAAUGACGUUGACCUUUGCAGGCCUGUUCAAGUCAAAAGGUGUGUGGGUUUGUAAUUAGGUUUAGAUAAUGGUUAUUCUAAAAUUAGGUUCAGAUAAUGGUUACUCUAAAAUUAGGUUUAGGUAAUGGUUACUCUUUGUUAUUGUCACAUCAUGAACAACAGCCACCUUGGGGAAAAAUCCCACCAAUGUUGCGAGGAGUAUGUUUAUGCGUAGCUCUCCAAUGUGUCUCAAGAGUCGUACCGUGUGUGUUGUUCACAAACUUCUUCCACAACGAAUCAUUUGAGCCGACAGUGUGACGUGGAAUUGAAAAGUAAAAUACACCGCAACGAAAAGCUACAAUUGUGCCAUCGUUAUCAGCUGUGUGUGAAAAUACGAAGGCUGCGUGGGCAGUCGUGUUGAAGUACAGCGCUGCUUCCGAUUUAAAGCUUUCGUGACUGCAGGGAUUCAUAUUCUUGGUUCUUUCGGUAAAGUCACUUAG
Messenger RNA from Lethenteron reissneri (Far Eastern brook lamprey), 4000 nucleotides. Its product is annotated as transcription cofactor vestigial-like protein 4. Gene Ontology annotation, biological process: negative regulation of DNA-templated transcription. The record is from RefSeq and is a predicted model, not a curated record. Lineage: Eukaryota; Metazoa; Chordata; Hyperoartia; Petromyzontiformes; Petromyzontidae. Gene Ontology annotation, molecular function: transcription coactivator binding.